Messenger RNA from Corylus avellana, 1837 nucleotides. RefSeq names its product RNA-binding (RRM/RBD/RNP motifs) family protein. Gene Ontology annotation, molecular function: mRNA binding. Gene Ontology annotation, cellular component: cytosol. Lineage: Eukaryota; Viridiplantae; Streptophyta; Magnoliopsida; Fagales; Betulaceae. The record is from RefSeq and is a predicted model, not a curated record.
CUCGACAUAGCUGCGCGAAAACGAAUUACCGCCCUCAAAUUAAGCUUUAUCCUGUGAGAGAGAGAGAGAGAGAGAGAGAGAGUAAUAGCAGCGGUGGGUGAUGAGCGCGCAGUCACAACCCCACCAUUACCAAGCAUAUACAACGGCAACAACAGCGAUGGCAACGAUGUCGUCUCAGGGUUACCACCAGCCAACUACCGUCGAGGAAGUCAGAACUCUCUGGAUAGGUGAUUUGCAGUACUGGGUCGAAGAGUCCUACCUCCAUGGCUGCUUCGCUCACACCGGCGAGGUAGUUUCAAUAAAGAUUAUACGUAACAAGAUCACUGGCCAGCCUGAGGGUUAUGGAUUCAUCGAGUUUGUUUCCCAUGCAGCAGCUGAAAGGAUUCUGCAGACAUACAAUGGGACUCUAAUGCCUGGGACUGAACUAACUUUCAGGUUGAACUGGGCUUCUUUUGGUAUUGGGGAAAGGCGUCCUGAUGCUGGGCCUGAGCAUUCUAUUUUUGUGGGGGAUUUAGCACCUGAUGUUACUGAUUAUCUGUUGCAAGAGACUUUCCGAGCUCAAUAUCCAUCUGUUAGAGGUGCCAAGGUUGUGACUGAUCCAAAUACUGGGCGCUCAAAGGGAUAUGGAUUUGUUAAAUUUUCUGAUGAGGCAGAAAGGAAUCGGGCAAUGACUGAAAUGAAUGGUGUCUAUUGCUCAACUAGGCCAAUGCGUAUUAGUGCGGCUACACCGAAGAAAACCACUGCUUUUCAACCAUAUCCUGCAACUAAAGCAGCAGCAUAUCCUGUUCCGUUGUAUAGCACACCAGUGCCUACGGUGCCAGCAGAUUCUGAUGUCAAUAAUACUACAAUUUUUGUUGGUAACUUGGAUCCUAAUGUCACAGAAGAGGAGUUGAAGCAAACCUUUUUGCAGUUUGGGGAAAUUGUCUACGUCAAGAUUCCUGUUGGCAAAGGAUGUGGCUUUGUACAGUUUGGGACAAGAGCAUCAGCUGAAGAUGCCAUCCAAAAGAUGCAGGGAAAGAUGAUUGGUCAACAAAUUGUCCGCAUUUCUUGGGGUAGGAGUCCAACAGCUAAACAGGACUUGCCUGGUAGCUGGGGUCAGCAAGUAGAUCCGAGUCAAUGGAGUGCUUAUUAUGGUUAUGGACAAGGCUAUGAUGCCUAUACUUAUGGGGCUACUCAAGAUCCAUCAUUGUAUGCAUACGGUUCAUAUCCGGGUUAUGCACAGUACCCUCAGCAGGUUGAUGGUGCUCAAGAUGUGGCCGCUAUGGCAGGUGCUGUGCCAGCUGUAGAACAAAGGGAGGAGUUAUAUGAUCCCUUGGCUACGCCUGAUGUUGAUAAGUUAAAUGCUGCUUAUCUCUCUAUUCAUGGAAGUACUAUUUUAGGGCGGCCCUUAUGGCUGAAAACCUCGUCGCUGUCGCAGCAAGCAUAGGCAUCUCUAGCAUAACCUUUUUGAUAUUCUGGUUUUGUUCAAUGUUUCCCGGAGCUCUGACAGAUUAAAAAAACAAACGCUAGUAGUUGGACAUGGUAAAUUGCAGCCUGGAGAAAAAACAUUCAGUAUGUGCUUCACAUUGGUGCGCCAUUUUGCCACUUGGACUAUGAUGUAACAAUCUGGAGUUGAAACAGGCAGGAUAUGCUUGAGUUCAGUAUACCUUGCUUUACAGGAUUUGAGCUUUUUCUUUUUCUUUCUUUGUUAAUUAUCUUUUUGUUUACACUUUCCUGUUAUUUGCGUUGUGGAUGUUGAUACUGGAAGAAUGCUUAAUUCCAAGUAGCUUGACUUGAAAAACAAGCUACUAUUCCUGGGUUUACUGGUUAUAAAUAGCUCGUUCCAUGUGUGAUUUCA